CCACGUCUCGGGCAGGAGCCGGCGCCGGGCGGGCGGCCUCAGGGAUACAAAAGGACUCGGAGGCCGGAAUGCUCUUCCAUUUAAUGCUGGGAAUGGGUUGUGCAGAGGAAAGCCAUUCUUCAUCACCUUGAUCAUUUAAACGCGUUUUAUGACAAGGACAACAAACCAUCUCUUGUUGGCUGGAUUUUGACAAGAGGAUGCAGCUCCUUGGUGAUUGCGACUUUGGCUGUGAGCUGUUUCCAUGAUGUGGAGUUAGAGCUGCCUGCUGCACACCACCAGCUCUACAGCUCACAACUGUGCUCUUGUGGGACACUUUGAUGCUGCUCUUGCUGAUGGAGAGAAACAGGACUUGGUAGUUCACUUGGUGGCAAAUUGUUGAGAAGAAGAACUUUCCAGGGAUCUGGAUAAUUUUUACCAUGGACUCCUCAUCUGUUCAGCAGGAUGUUCACUUGGAGAGCAGGAGCAGUAAUGGGGCUCCCAGCAGCCCUGAAGAACUUUCAGAUUGUAAACCCAAGUCACAGCUACUUACUACAGAUGAAAUUAACACUACCAGUAAUAACAUCAAUGAAGUGCCAAAUGAAGAGGGAAGUCUGGAGAUAAACAGCAAAGUGGAUGCCUGCCAGAAUGGGCCAGAGUCACUCUGCCUUGACUCUCCUGGGUCUUUUGAUCCUACCAGCAGUGAGCAGGGUGAAGAGUCAUCCCCAGGUGUGACUGGUUUCCAUGACAGCCUAAGGAAGUCUCAGGGAACUAGUGCUGAGGGCCUAGCUCUUAGAAAAGAAGCUUUGCAGUCUCUCAAACUAAGUCUUCCCAUGCAAGAAACUGAAUUGUGCUCAGGAGAGUCUUCACUGCCACUGGAAAAUGAAGAACAAAUCAGACUUCAGGCAAGAAGGCGUCUGGAAGAGCAGCUCAAACAAUACCGAGUGAAGAGACACCAAGAGAGAUCAAGUCAGUCUACAUCCAAAACCCGUCCCUCCAGCACCCUGGAUCCCGAGCUGAUGUUGAAUCCAGAAAUCCUGCCAAGAGCCAGCACUGUAGCAAUGACUAAAGAAUAUUCCUUUCUGCGGACCAGCGUCCCCAGGGGGCCAAAGCUGGGUAGCCUGGGACUUCCAGCAUCCUCAAAAGAAAAAAGAAGCUCAAAAUCUAAGGCCAGCAAGAUCCGCUCCUUGGCUGACUACAGAACUGAAGAUUCAGAUACUCGAAAUGCUGCUGGGAAUUCUGUGGCUACUGACUUACCUGGGGGGGCUGUGAUGCAAAGCAGAAGUGGCCCAACAUCAGUUGUGUCUGAGAUCAGUCUGCCCUCUGACGUGGAUGAUCGAGUGGAGAAUUCCUCCUUGGCAGGAGACAGCAUUUCAGAGAUUGAUGGCAGUGAAGUGGGAAUGAGGCUGGAUGGAAAUGAGAGUGACAGCUCUACCUACAGCAGUGUGUCAGGGAAAGGGCUCUAUAGCAGUUUGCAGAAUGCAGAAGGCAAACAGGACACUCCAUAUACAAUAAAUGGCCAGAAGAUACAUCCUGAAGCCAUGGGGCAAUUUCCUUCCCUCAGUGAGGUGCUGCAGGCUGCAGCAGUGGAGCACCAGGCCCAAGAGCAAGAAGUUAACGGGGAGGUUCGGAGCAGGAGAGACAGUAUUUCUAGCAGUGUUUCCAUGGAAAGCUCCAUUGCAGGGACUCAUGACGAGAUGCUGCAGGUUAUGAAGGAGAAGAUGAGACUUGAAGGGCAACUAGAAGCACUCUCACUAGAAGCUAAUCAGGCUCUCAAAGAGAAGACUGAGCUACAAGCCCAACUUGCAGCUUUGAACAUGAAGCUUCAGGCACAGAUGGAGCACAGCCAAAGCAGCCAGCAGAAGCAGGAAUCCCUGAGCUCAGAAGUGGCCACAUUAAAGCAGUCUUGCUGGGAUCUGGAACGAGCAAUGGCUGACCUGCAAAAUGCCUUGGAAGCAAAGAAUGCCAGCUUGGCUUCUUCAAACAAUGAUUUGCAGUUAGCAGAGGAGCAGUACCAGAGACUCCUGCAGAAGGUUGAAGAUAUGCAAAAAAAUGUUCUCACCAGAGACAGUACAGUUCAUGACCUGCGCCAGCAGUUGGCUUCCCUGCAGACCCAGCUCCAGAAGGUGCAGCUGGAAAGGACCACUCUGACCAACAAGCUGAAGGCAUCUGAAACAGAAAUCACAUCUCUCCAGAAUGUGAGGCAGUGGUACCAGCAGCAGCUGGUCCUGGCACAGGAGGCCCGUGUCAGGCUGCAGAGUGAGAUGGCCAAUAUACAGGCUGGGCAAAUGACUCAAGCAGGGAUGUUGGAACAUCUCAAACUAGAGAAUGUGGCCCUGUCUCAGCAGCUGACUGAAACCCAGCACAGGUCCAUUAAAGAAAAGGAACGAAUUGCAGCACAACUACAAAAUAUUGAGGCUGACAUGUUAGAUCAGGAAGCUGCCUUCAUGCAGAUCCAGGAGGCCAAAACCAUGGUGGAAGAAGACUUGCAGAGAAAACUGGAGGAGUUUGAGGAUGAGAAAGAACAGCUUCAGAAAAUGGCUGAUUCUGCAGCAACAUUGGAGCAAGAAUUGGAACAGGUCAAGUUGACUUUGCAUCAGCGAGAUCUGCAGCUUGAAUCCUUGCAGCAAGAACACCUUGACCUGAUGAAGCAAUUGACUCUAGCCCAGGAGACCCUGCACACCAAAGAGCAGUCCCUGGAUGACCUGCAAACACAGUAUGAUGAACUAAAGGCCAGGCUAGAAGAGCUCCAGAGUGAUGCUGCUUCUAAGGAUGACACAAUCCAGUAUUUGCAGAAUGAGAAGAUUGUGUUGGAGGUGGCUCUGCAGGCAGCAAAAGCAAGUAAAGAGCAACUUGAUGAAGGGGCAACACGCCUUGAAGAAGGUACAGAGGUAACAUCAGAAAUCUUGGAGCAGCUGAAGCAGGAAAUGGCAGUCAAGGCAAGCCAGGUGGAAAAUCUGCAACAAGAAAAUGCCAGCCUCAAAAAACAGCUUCAAAAAGUGAAGGAACAGUUCCUGAAGGAGAAGGUGAUGGUGGAAGCUUACCGAAGAGAUGCCAGCUCCAAGGACCAGCUCAUCAGUGAGCUGAAAGCGACAAAGAAGCGGCUGGACUCGGAGCUGAAGGAGAUAAAAAAGGAGCUGCUGAAAAUCCAAAUUGAGAAACAGUCACUCGAAUCUGAGCAUUCAAAACUACAGAAGGAAGUAUCUCAGGUUCGCCAGCAGAUGGUGGAACUAGAAAAUCACCUCCAGUCAGUGCAGAAAGAACGAGAUGAUAUGGAAACACGCCUGCAGUCUUUGCAGUUCGAUAAGGAACAAAUGGAAUCUCUUGCUGAGGCAAAUCAGGCAUUAAAACAACAAGUAGAACAAAUGCAAGAAGAAGCAAAAAAGGCCAUUACAGAGCAGAAACAGAAGAUGAAGCGUCUCGGGUCAGACCUGACAAGUGCUCAGAAAGAGAUGAAAGCAAAACACAAAGCCUACGAGAAUGCAGUCAGCAUUCUCAGUCGGAGGCUGCAGGAAUCUCUUACUGCAAAGGAAUCUGCUGAGGCAGAGCUGAGCAAACUAAAAGCACAAAUUACUGAUGGUGGGAAUGACCAGAUUGCUCAGGAGAAGAUCCAAGCUCUGAAGACAGAACUGCGAGCUCUGAGCAGCAGUAAGUUGAUGCUGGAAAAAGAGUUGCAAGAAGUGAUUUCACUGACCAGCCAGGAGCUUGAAGAAUACAGAGAGAAAGUGCUGGAACUUGAAGAUGAGCUUCAGGAAUCUAGAGGCUUCAGGAAGAAGAUAAAACGUUUAGAAGAAAUGAAUAAGAAGUUGGCCCUUGAACUGGAGCAUGAACGUGGAAAACUUACAGGUCUCAGCCAGUCCAACGCUGCUUUGAGGGAACACAACAAUAUCCUUGAAACAGCAUUAGCAAAAAGAGAGGCAGACUUGGUACAAUUGAAUCUACAGGUUCAGGCAGUCCUAAAGCGGAAAGAGGAAGAGGAUCAGCAAAUGCAACAACUUAUUCAAGCUUUACAGGCUUCCCUAGAGAAGGAAAAGUUAAAAGUUAAAGAGCUUCAGAAGCAGGAAGCAGCAGCCAAAGCGGACGCAGCCCACAACCGGCGACACCACCGCGCAGCGAUGCUGGAGCUCAGCGAGGUCAAGAAGGAGCUCCACGCCAAAGAGCUGCUGGUCCAGGCCCUGCAGGCUGAGGUGGACAAGCUGCAGGUAGAGGAUGAAAAACAUUCCCAGGAGGUGUCUCAGUUCCAGCAAGAGCUGGCAGAAGCCACAUCUCAGCUCCAAGUUCUGCAGAAAAACCUGGAUGACAAACUUAGUGAACAGCCUCUAAUAAGCCAAGAGGUGGAAGACUUGAAGUGGGAAGUGGAACGAAAAGAAAGAGAAAUUGAAACACUUAAGCAGCAGCUGGACAUGACUGAACAGCGCAGCCACAAGGAGUUAGAAGGGAUACAAGUUGUCUUGCAGAACAUCAAGACUGAGUUGGAGAUGGUGAGGGAAGACCUGUCAGCAACUCAGAAGGAUAAGUUUAUGCUGCAGGCUAAAAUGACUGAACUGAAGAACAGCAUGAAGUCACUGCUGCAGCAAAACCAGCAGCUGAAGUUGGACCUGAAGCAUGGCAAGAUGAAGAAGAGGAAAGAACUGAAAGGCGAGAAUAACUCUUCCAAUCCAGUGACUCCAGUCAAGAUUCCUGAUUGUCCAGUGCCUGCUGCCUUGCUGGAGGAACUGCUGAAACCAACAGCUGUGAGCAAGGAGCCUCUGAAGAACCUGAACAGCUGUCUCCGGCAGCUAAAGCAAGAAAUGGACAGCCUUCAGCGGCAGAUGGAGGAACACACCAUUACAGUACAUGAAUCAAUGUCUUCAUGGACUCAGAUUGAGGGCAAGUUAAUGGACCUUACUUCUACAAGUCCUACAAGUGCAUCAGACCAGCAGGAGACUCCUACUGCAGAUGAAAAGAAGGAGAAUUGUAGUGUUAGUGACAAGGAAGCUUUGACACUAUAACCUCUUUAUCAGUUGUCUUUCUUCCUAUUGCUUCAAGUAUAUAAACAAAUCUUUAUAAAAAUUAUUUAUUUCAUUUUUUUAAAUGGUGUUCAGAGUUGUGCUUUUGCCUGUAGAAGCAAAGGGCACCAAUUUAGAAUCUGAUGGAAUAGUAAAUGCAGAAUGUGCUAUUCUAAGGGUUUGUUUGAAACAGUUCUGUCACGUUGGGUACUGCCAAGUGGUGAAUCUAGCUCAUUUGAGGGUUUAGUAAGAGAUUGAGAUGAAGAUUUAAAAUGAGGUCAAGAGGAGCAUCUGGUUUCAAGUACGUAAUUGUUCAAUCUGGGUGAGUUUGUUAAGGAAUUACUGUUAAUUAUGUAACAUCUAGGUUUUCUUGUUUGGUUUUCUUUUUUCAUUUGUGGGAGUAGGAUGUAUUUUUUCCCUCAUCUUGGAUAGUAGCCAAACUACAGUGAAAAACAAGUUCUCAUGUUCAGCCAUUAGCAGUGGUUGAGAACUGGACAUGCUGAUUAUUCUCCUGUCCCUCCUAUAACCUCUUAUUUUUGAAAUGCAGAUUAUAGACAUCUGUAUUUGAAGGAAAAUAAGUUAUUGUAAGCCAUUUCCAGUUUUGAAGAUGACCUCUGACCUAUAGCAGAAGAAACAAGGCUGUUAAGACAAGCAGUGCAGAGCAUUGGUAUCUUUGGCAGAUUUGCCUGGCACGUUUGCUGAUGUUUUUCUCUUACAGUCACAGGCCAGUAGUGAGCUUUGCUUCACUGCACAAAUACUUUGCACCUUUUUAUUUCAAGUUUUGAAGUAGACACCCAGUUAAAAGUAUGUGUGUAAAAUAUAUAUAUAUAUAUAUAUACAUAAGAAAAAAAAUCAUAAUUUUCUGAUUUUGAAUAUCUGGUUUAAUAUGCUUAUAUACUGUAAGUUAAGGCUACAAUGAGGGGUUUUGUUACUGUCAUUGUUUUAAUGUUAUGUUUAAGUUUGCUCUUCUUUGACAUACUGUACAAAUGGCUUAGGGAAAUCAGCCCCUAAAGCCAGAGCUUUUAGAAAUGUAAUUAUUUUUACUUUAAAAGACAUAAUUAUAAUGCCUAUAAAAUUGUUAUUUUUAAUAGCUUUAUCUUCUCCCACACGCUCCCUCUACUUUUUGCACCCUCUAUUCCAAGGUGUCCAGGGUGAAUGGAAGUGUUGGUAUUGUGGCAGUCCCUCUGCAGAGCACCUUGACUAAGUUAUUUUUAAAGCAGCUCACUUAAGUUUCCUUCCUUUGGUCCCAUUGCUCCAUGUGGCUCAUAGUGCAGUGACAAGCCAGCCCUCUCCUCACUCUAAAAUUCAGUGUUAGGGUAUUUGGAAGAUUUAGUGGUUACUCAUGUACUAGAAUAUUUUUGUCCUUAAAACAAGUCAAUUAUAUCCAUUGUAGUUUGAUGUUCACACAAAAAAAAAAAUCUAUUAAGUACAAGUAGAUUCAAAGGCUGGAAAAAAAAAUUCUAGUUCAUGUAUUUUUCCAAAGAGGCUGUCGCUGUUUCUGGGUUUGGUUGUUGCAGAGGAGGGGGAAGGAUAUUGCAUUUUGUUUAGCAGUAAGGUGAAAAAAAAUAACCAAACAAAACUCCCAAACCCACCUAUAUUUAUCCAAAGUCUGAUUUCUCGUAGCUACCACUUCAAGCUCUAGUCCAGUUGAACACUUUGCACUAUAAAUGUUUUUACUGAAUGAUUUCAUGCCCUGCAGCUACUGGAUUUUAACUUAGAUUUUACUGGGAUCAAAGUCAAGUGAUGCUGACAGUCAAGGUUUUGCAACUGGUAAAGGAAGAAAUGCAUUGAUGUGGUAUUAGAUGCCCAUCAGAUGGAUUUACCAAACAAUUCAAAAUCAAAAGCUUUACAAACUAGCUUAAGACAUGUCUGCACACUGCUGCAGUCUGCUUUGUAGAGUAAAUGGUACUGACUAUCUUGCUGUUGUCAUGUUCUUGAAGUUGCCUGUAUAUUAAGCUCAAAGAAGAAAAAACCAAACCACAGUAUUGUUAAAGAAAUAAAAAUAAACUGUAAUGAAUAAUAUAUUCAGUACAAGAAAACUACCAAAUGUCCAGGAUUUAAAAUAAUACUUGUGCAGCGUUAAUGUUGCUGUUCACUUUAUUAAAUACAUUGCCUACAGUUCAGAAUCCACUAUGUUCUGUUAGUUCAGCAGUGGUCAUAUGGAUAAAGGUUUUAUCUGGUAUCAAAGAAGCCAGGAUUUUUAGAAACUUUCCUAGUUGUUCUGAAUGUCAGCUCUCCUCCUGCUGCAGUUUCUCACUAGCUCCUGAAGACAUCUGAGCUUGCACAAUCUGCCUUAGAUGUGUUUUUCCCUUUCCAAGAUGAGGGAGCUCUUGUGGAUUAGAUUCUGCAUUGGCCCAGCUGCUGCUGGCAGUACCUGGACACUGGGCAUUGUCCUCUUAUAUUCACCAUGUGCUUUUUCUACAAACACCAUGUCAUUUACUUAAAUGAAGGACAGGGAGACUUCAGAGGGUCUAAAUCUGGUGAGGUACUAAGUGAAGUUACAGAAGUCACUGGGAGGUCUUCUAAAGGAGAUGCAGUGUGUGAUAAAGGCAAGGCCAUUUUUUGAAGCUCAUCAGGUAUGUUUUAAUGACCCAGAGAAAUAGUUGCUGCUUUAUUAAAAAGCCUCACCCUGAGGCUGGCCAUGCUCAGUCUGCAAAGCUUCAGGUCUCUGCUGUCUAGGCAAUAAAAUAACUUAGCUGUAGGAAUGAAAAUUGUCUCCCCUCUGCCUGUCACAGCACUGCCAAAUCAUCAGGAGAAUCUGAAGACUAAUCUCUUAAAAUUUUAUUUUACUUUCUCAACACUACAAUAGAAUGUAUUUUCUGUGUUUCUUUAGUGGAUGCUGUGUACUAAACCAAAUCUAGUUAAUGAAGGAGAAAUGUCACUGCAAUGUGAGAAUGUUCCCCAGUGCUGAAAGCUGGUAAAUGGUGCAGCAUUAUUUUUUCAGAUGCUGUUGAGUUUUUGAGGGCUCUUGAAUAACUGUGCAUUUGAAAAAAAAUCACAACAAAGACCAGCAAAAACCCUACAAAAGAAUAAAAUGUUACUGAGUCUCUGGCAUUGCUGAAUAUUGCAUAAUGCUCCAUUCUGUUGUCUUCCAGAUUUCUUGGAAAUAUUUGUGCACUGUAUUGGGAUCAGCUGAGCCCCCUAUCCACUCAUGCAGCAGGAGGAUCUGAUCCCAUAGUGUUUAUUCAGGCAAUAUCCUAGCAGAAAUCUAUGGGAUUUUCACAUGUGUAAAGUAAUAUCCAGGAUGAACGUUCUACUGUUCAUAUUGUCAUGGAUUAUAUUUUCCUCCUUAGGGGAGAGAACUGCAGUGGCACAGCUAUUUUAGUGUCAGCUGUGACAACAUCAGAGGUGUGCUGGGGACAGGUGGUAUUACCAAUAUAAAUUUACCUUAAGGAUGACAAAUUCACUCCUGGUGAUGCAGAAGCUUGUGAUGUACAUUUUAUUAACUUUGUGGGGAAAGUGGGAAUAAUUGCAUGUGACUUGCUGUGAUCAGAGCCUUUAAGUAUUUUCUGUGAAAGCAAUUGCUGUCCAGAGGAAUUACUAAUGCUCAACAGCUGUCAUCUGAUCCCUCUGCCUCCUACUAAUGAGCAACACUUUGGUCUUGGGCAGCCUCAUUUCCAAUACAGAUGCACAGAUUUCUAGGGGAGGGAAAGAUGUUCUGGGUAUUGUAAAUGAAAUGGUCUAUUUCACGUAUGACAUUCAGUAAUGUCUGCUUAGGCCGUAUUUGUAAAGAUAGAAGUUAAUAAUUCCAUGUUCUUGAAGAAUGGAUAACCCAGGGGCUGGAGGAGUUACACUAUGUACAAUUAAUGUUUAUGAUCAUACUAAGCAUGUUGAUUAUAAAAAUUAUGUGCAUAGGGAUUCCUUUAAAAGUUUUGUGCAAUAAACUAUUUUUGCUAAAGGG
This is a messenger RNA of Melospiza melodia melodia, 8865 nucleotides long. RefSeq names its product golgin A3 (gene GOLGA3). Bases 417 to 4967 code for a protein of 1516 amino acids. The record is from RefSeq and is a predicted model, not a curated record. The transcript is spliced from 25 exons. NCBI's taxonomy places the organism in Eukaryota, Metazoa, Chordata, Aves, Passeriformes, Passerellidae.